Acanthosepion pharaonis is the source of this 1485-nucleotide messenger RNA. The record is from the annotation of a GenBank genome assembly. NCBI's taxonomy places the organism in Eukaryota, Metazoa, Mollusca, Cephalopoda, Sepiida, Sepiidae.
AUGGAGGUUGACCCUCCAUCAUUGACAAACUGCCCAUCUGUUGUGGUCAGUGGGGGUCCUGGGGGCCCUUCAGGACUCAAACGCUCAAAUAGUGCCCCGAUGAUCAAUAUUCUUACCACAUCUACUGUGGAUUACAGCACUUCUCUGUUCAAACAGGAAUCUAAAGUGAGACGAUUCAGCUCAAGUAAUAUGUCAUUAAAUAAUCUUAAUUCCAAUUUAAAAUUUCCUGACCGAAUAAACCAGAUCAAAAGAGAAGAGAGUCAUUUGUCGGACAGAGAAACUGAACAUGAAAGACAAAUUCAGAAUGCAAUAACUAUGUCUUACUCUUGGGAAGACUUCACCCUGGAGGAACCAAUGUUACCUGAGCGAAGGCCACGGUCUUGCAGUGAGUCACUGUCCAUUAUUACACCCCCAGCUAUGGCCUGUGGAUCUCCCUCACCACCCAGAGUUGGCAAGCAAUGUUUUUCUCCCUCCAUGCAAGUCCCUGUGAAAAAUGUUGCAUUUUUGUCUAGCCCAACGCACAGUCCCAGCACUAAGCCAUUGAUUCGGAGUAUGAGUCCAAUAGCUCGUUACAGUCCUUUGGGGAAAAGGAAAUCGGAAACUAGUGAUGGAGACCGCUAUGAUAAUUACUUGACACCUCCGAAACGUCUGAACACUGGCCCAAGCACUGCCCCCGUCCGGAUUAUAGCCUCUUCUCAUCCAAAAUUCCUUCCGAUGUCCUCUACAAAUAGCAUGGAUGAGUGUAGCAGUCCAGAGCAGAAUUUGUCAACCCGGGUGCCAAGCAUUUCUUCCCCAAACACAUUGAGCCCUCUUCAAUCCAAACCUGCUUCCAUUUUUGGAUUCACACCUGUUAGAGAUUCUCGUGAUAUGACAACCACCGAUUCUGAGAACUCAGACAUGACCGAGUCGACAGAUAUAAUUAGUUCCCAAAUAAAUAAAUCCUGUUUGUGUGUGUCUGUCUCUCUCUCUCUCCAUCUGUCUGUCUCUCUCUCUCUCCAUCUGUCUGUCUCUCUCUCUCUCCAUCUGUCUGUCUCUCUCUCUCUCCGUCUGUCUGUCUCUCUCUUCUCCCGUCUGUCUGUCUCUCUCUCUUUCUCUGUCUGUCUCUCUCUCUCUCCAUCCGUCUGUCUCUCUCUCUCCCCUGUCCGUCUAUCUCUCUCUUUCUCCGUCUGUCUGUCUCUCUCUCCGUCUAUCUCUCUCCCCCCUCCGUCUAUCUCUCUCUCUCUCCCCCCUCCGUCUAUCUCUCUCUCUCCCCCUCCGUCCGUCUCUCUCUCUUCCCCCUCCGUCUAUCUCUCUCUCCCCCCCCCGUCUCUGUAUCUCUCUCCCCCCUCCGUCUGUAUGUCUCCCCCCGUCUGUAUGUCUCCCCCCCCCGUCUGUAUGUCUCUCUUCCCCGUCUCUCUCUCUACGUCUGUCUGUAUCUCUCUCUCUCUCUCACGCGCUCUCUCUCUUUAUAUAUAUAUAUGUAUAUCCUUGUCUUUGUAUACAUAA